AUGGAUAGAAAUCGUCAAUUGUUAUUAGUGAUAGGGGUCCUUUUCCAUUUUUUUUAUUUAUGGUCGAUUUUUGAUAUUUAUUUUGUAUCACCAUUAGUUCAUGGUAUGGAUCAUCAUAAAUCCACUUGGACUCCACCAGCAAAAAGACUAUUCUUAAUUGUUGGAGAUGGAUUACGUGCUGAUAAAACUUUCCAAAAAUUGACUCAUCCACGUACUGGUGAAGAAAAAUAUUUGGCACCUUAUUUACGUAGUUUAGCUUUAAAUAAUGGGACUUGGGGGAUUUCUAAUACAAGAAUGCCAACAGAAUCAAGACCAGGUCAUGUGGCCAUGAUUGCGGGGUUUUAUGAAGAUGUGAGUGCUGUCACUAAAGGAUGGAAAGAAAAUCCUGUUGAUUUUGAUUCAUUUUUCAAUCAAUCUAAACAUACUUAUUCAUUUGGACUGCCGGAUAUUUUACCAAUGUUUGCCUUUGGUGAUGGAGUUGUCCCCGGCAGAAUCGAUGUUUGUAUGUAUGGACAUGAAUUUGAAGAUUUCACUGCUAGUUCAAUUGAAUUAGAUGCUUAUGUUUUCCAUCAUUUGGAUGAAUUGAUGCACAAUCUGACUACUAAUGCAACGUUGAACGAUGAGUUGAGACAAGAUGGCAAUGUUUUCUUCUUACAUUUGUUAGGACCAGAUACUGCAGGUCAUGCAUAUCGUCCUUAUUCUGCUGAAUAUUAUGAAAAUAUAGAGUAUAUUGAUAGGAAACUAGAAGAAGUGAUACCACAAAUUAACAAGUUUUUCGGUGAUGAUCAAACAGCAUUUGUAUUUACUGCUGAUCAUGGUAUGUCUGAUUUUGGAUCUCAUGGUGAUGGUCAUCCUGAUAAUACCAGAACUCCAUUGAUAGCUUGGGGUGCAGGUGUUAAGAAACCAAUACAUUUAAAGGACGUUUCCAAUUUGGAAGAGCAGUUAUCUAAGCAAUCCCCUGAAAAUAGUGGAUUUGAAUCUACUUAUUUUGAUACUUGGGAACUUGACCAUCUUGUUAGAAAUGAUGUUAAUCAAGCUGAUAUUGCAUCUUUAAUGGCUUAUUUAAUUGGUGCCAACUAUCCUGCCAAUUCAGUCGGUGAAUUACCAUUGGGUUAUAUUGAUGCUGACCCGGUGACAAAAGCUAGAGCAUUAUACGCCAACUCCUUAGCCAUUGUCGAACAGUAUUUUGUCAAAGAACAAGAAGUUUACAAUCAUCAAUUCAAAUUUAAACCAUACAAUCCAUUUGAAGAAAAAAGUAUUCAAGAUUAUCAACUGGAGAUUGAGUCUUUAAUUGAUCAACUUGAAAAGAACGCUGGUGAUGAAAUCGAGAAAAAAGUUAUUAAAACAAUUGAGGAAUUAAUGAAAACAACUUUAGAUGGAUUGACUUAUUUGCAAACUUAUAAUUGGUUACUACUUCGGUCUAUUGUUACUUUAGGUUUUUUUGGUUGGAUUGUUUAUUCAUUCAACAUUUUUUUGAAAUUAUUUGUAUUGAAUGAAGACGAAUUGAAACUAACUCCAGAAUUUUCCAUACCUUUAGUUGGUGCAUUUGGAGCAUUAGCAGCAUCUAUCAAUUAUUUAUUAUUUUAUCAAAAUUCUCCAUUUAAUUAUUACAUGUAUGCCGCUUUCCCAUUAUAUUUCUGGUAUACAAUUUUAAAUGAAAGAAAAUAUUUGACAGCAGGGAUUGAAUCAUUCCUUCAUGGGAUUUCCAAUACGACAAAAUUUCUAAUAGUAGCCUCAUUUAUUGGAAUGUAUGAAGGCAUUGCUUAUGGAUUUUUCGAAAGAGUGAUGUUUUCGGUGAUUUUUAUAAUCAUUGGUAUUUAUCCAUUAUUAGUUCAAGGUGCACACAAGGUCUCUGGAUUAAUGAAAAUUAUUUGGUUUACUAGUUGUUUGUUAAUGUGUACUUUUACCAACUUGGAUCCAGUGAAAAUAGAGAGUUUAUUUCAAAUCAAUGUUGGGACAAUUUUUGCAUUGAUUGUUAGUAUCAUGGGGACAAAACAAGUAUUCAAAAGAAAAGAAGUAGGACCGAUUCAAAAACAAUUGGUUAUUGCUCAAAUUGCUAUUAUUCCAAUAAUUUUAUUUGCCACUAACAUCUCUGUAUUGUCAUUACAAGCUAGAACAGGAUUACCAUUGUAUUCACAAGUUUUGGGUUGGAUAACUUUUAUUGUUUCUUUGAUAGUAUUACCAGUAUUACAUUUCAUUAAUCCUUCUAGUGAUUAUCAAUUGAGACUAUUAAUUAUAUUUUUAACAUUUGUCCCCACAUUUGUCAUUUUAACAAUUUCAUUUGAAUUAUUAUUUUAUGUUGGGUUUUCAUUGAUUUUAUUACAAUGGUUAUCAAUAGAAGAAUUAUUGAAAUUUUCUCAUAAGGAAUUAGUGAAAACAUUUGAAAAAACCGGGAGAUUACCUAAAGGAUAUUGGUUACAAGUUAUACGUAUUACUAUUAUUGGGUUUUUCUUUUUACAAUUGGCAUUUUUCGGUACUGGUAAUAUCGCCUCAAUUUCAUCAUUUUCUUUAGAUUCAGUUUACCGUUUAAUACCUAUUUUUGAUCCAUUUUCAAUGGGGGCAUUAUUAAUGAUAAAAUUAAUUAUUCCUUAUGUUUUGUUAUCAACUUGUCUUGGAAUAAUGAAUCAUCAAUUAGAAAUUAAAAAAUUCACCAUUAGUACUUUGAUUAUUUCAACAAGUGAUUUCUUGUCAUUAAAUUUUUUCUUCUUGGUUAGAACUGAAGGAAGUUGGUUGGAUAUUGGUGUUUCAAUAUCAAAUUAUUGUUUAGCUAUAUUGAGUUCAUUAUUUAUGUUGAUUUUAGAAUUGAUUAGUUCGGUUGUAUUGAGUGGUGUUGAAUAUAAUUCGAUCGGUACUAAAUUAGACUUUGAACCUAUAAGUCAUAGAGUUAGAAAAAGAAGAGUUACAUAG
Candida dubliniensis CD36 is the source of this 2907-nucleotide messenger RNA. It is a transcript of the gene MCD4, whose product is annotated as mannose-ethanolamine phosphotransferase. The record is from RefSeq and is a predicted model, not a curated record. Bases 1 to 2907 code for a protein of 968 amino acids. NCBI's taxonomy places the organism in Eukaryota, Fungi, Ascomycota, Pichiomycetes, Serinales, Debaryomycetaceae. Gene Ontology annotation, cellular component: endoplasmic reticulum membrane. Gene Ontology annotation, biological process: GPI anchor biosynthetic process. Gene Ontology annotation, molecular function: mannose-ethanolamine phosphotransferase activity. The transcript has a single exon.